GCGAGCAGCUACCGAAGUAUUCCGGUGAAGGGGUCCGCGAGCUCGUCGAGACCGUCUCCGCUGUGACUGACUUCCAGGGUUUGCAUUGUUUGUUUUACCGUAGGCCGCAGUGUUGAUUUACGAGCGGAGCGUUGCAAGCAAUCAAGCAAGCAUCAUGGAGCGAGCUCCUGGGAGUAUGUUGGACACGACAAUGCGCUUGCUCAUGCGCAAGAAUUCCGUCUACAUCGCAUUCAUCUUCACGGGGGCGAUCAUCGGCGAGCGGGUUGUCGACUAUGGCAUCAACAAAGUGUGGGAGAGGAACAAUACUGGGAAGCGGUUCCAAGACAUUCCUAAGUUGGGUUCUAGGGUCGAGGAAAGUUGACGGCUUCCACGAACCCUGACAAUUUUACUGAGCAGAUUUCCGUCUUUAUCACAACAGCUCCUGUUUGGACAUCCUAUGAUCCUGAGUAGUGUAUUUCGUUCCUGAAAAGUGCAAUAAAAGAGAGCCAGAGUUUUUUUUCAAGGA
Messenger RNA from Physcomitrium patens, 505 nucleotides. Its product is annotated as cytochrome b-c1 complex subunit 9, mitochondrial. Gene Ontology annotation, cellular component: respiratory chain complex III. The record is from RefSeq and is a predicted model, not a curated record. NCBI's taxonomy places the organism in Eukaryota, Viridiplantae, Streptophyta, Bryopsida, Funariales, Funariaceae. Gene Ontology annotation, biological process: mitochondrial electron transport, ubiquinol to cytochrome c.